This is a messenger RNA of Cucumis sativus (cucumber), 1476 nucleotides long. Its product is annotated as U3 small nucleolar ribonucleoprotein protein IMP4. Gene Ontology annotation, molecular function: rRNA primary transcript binding; snoRNA binding. The coding region runs from base 309 to 1190 and encodes 293 amino acids. The transcript is spliced from 10 exons. The record is from RefSeq and is a predicted model, not a curated record. Gene Ontology annotation, cellular component: nucleolus; Mpp10 complex; small-subunit processome. NCBI's taxonomy places the organism in Eukaryota, Viridiplantae, Streptophyta, Magnoliopsida, Cucurbitales, Cucurbitaceae. Gene Ontology annotation, biological process: rRNA processing.
UUUUCCAUGGUUGUCAAGUUAGCUGAAACUGUCCUUCCCUCAACGAUCGUAAGCCCUUCUUCUUCCCUAAAACCCUAUACACCAGCAGCCACUUGAGCCCUGCUCCGCCACUGCACGCUGUAUUCUCAGCCUUCCGCCGUCACUCCCUCUCAUACUCUCUCGCCUUCUCGAGCAAACACAUCCACUCAUCUUUCUUCUCUUUUUCUCCGAAACAGUAUUCAUCCCCUAACCCGUGCCGUUGUUGAGAUAGCGCUUCCGCCGCUCAUUUUUCAGACUCUCGGUUGGGGUUUGGCUAAUAGUUCAAAGCAAUGUUGCGAAGAAACAUUCGGCUGAGGAGGGAGUAUUUGUACAGAAAGAGUUUAGAAGGCAAGGAGCGUUUGCUAUAUGAGAAAAAGCGGAAGAUUAGAGAAGCCUUGGAAGAGGGAAAACCCUUUCCUACUGAACUUCGAAAUGAGGAGGCAGCACUUCGUAAAGAAAUUGAACUUGAGGAUGAACUCACAGCAGUUCCAAGGACACACAUUGAUGAUGAGUAUGCAAAUGCUUCAGAAGUUGAUCCUAAAAUUUUGAUAACUACAUCUCGGGAUCCAAGUGCACCUUUGACACAGUUUGCAAAGGAACUAAAAAUUGUUUUUCCCAAUGCACAACGAAUGAAUCGUGGUGGUCAGGUGAUCUCAGAGAUUAUAGAGACCUGCCGUGCUCAUGAAUUUACAGAUGUUAUUUUAGUUCAUGAACAUCGUGGUGUGCCAGAUGGUUUAAUUAUCAGCCAUCUUCCAUUUGGUCCAACUGCCUAUUUUGGAUUGUUGAAUGUGGUUACAAGACAUGAAAUCAGGGACAAAAAGACUAUGGGAACAAUGCCUGAGGCCUAUCCGCACAUAAUUUUGAACAAUUUUACCACGAAGUUGGGUGAAAGGACGGCCAAUAUCUUAAAGCAUCUAUUUCCUGUGCCGAAGCCAGAUACCAAACGUGUGGUUACUUUUGCUAAUCAGUCUGACUAUAUUUCAUUCAGGCAUCAUAUUUAUGAGAAGCAUGGAGGUGCCAAAUCAAUUGAGCUGAAGGAGAUUGGUCCACGGUUUGAAUUGCGACUGUACCAGAUAAAGUUAGGAACUGUGGACCAAACGGAAGCUCAGAAUGAAUGGGUGAUUCGACCAUAUAUGAAAACAACCAAGAAACGUGACUUCCUUGGUGUUUAAAAAACGCAGAUUGUAAUCUAUUAUUUUAUUACUACUUUUGCAUCAUCACAUUUUUCUUCUUUUUUCUUAUAAAAUUUGUAUUAAAGUUUAUAUUUUCUUCGGGUGGUUUGGGAUACCAAAAUUUUGUCUCUUAGAUUAUUUAUAGAUUUUAGUUGAAUUAGAAAGGCAAUUUUUGUUUUUGACACAAUGAUUGUAGAAGUCUGAAGAGGCGUGCACUUGAUUCUUUGCAAAUUUCAUCAUAGUGUACGGUGUUCAGAUUGUUAAUGAUUUUAUUUUUUUGUCCAUA